Molecule: messenger RNA, 306 nt
Organism: Mucor mucedo
Lineage: Eukaryota; Fungi; Mucoromycota; Mucoromycetes; Mucorales; Mucoraceae
Exons: 2
Coding region: 1-306 (101 amino acids)
Source: RefSeq, a predicted model, not a curated record
AUGCUUGAGUCUUGGGCGUUAUGUUUCAGACAUCGGGAAUUUACGUCUGCAUUAAGACAAUGCAGCGAGGGCCUUCCCAAAGCAGUUUGGGUGGGGUUUCUCCAGUCGGCGUUACUCAUAAGGAACAAGAUACACACGACUGACAGUUACAUAUCCAUCCUUGUUCCUGGGGUUAGCUUGCUAGCGUUAGUGGAACCAACAAGAUUCCAGGAGAUCUUUUUCGCCAGUUACAACAGCGCUCUAAGUAGACGAUAUCGACUGCACGGACUUACGGAAGUGUUUGCUAACCUACCUUGUGAGGAAUAA